CAGAUCAGCAGUACUCAUGGUCACCUUCUCAGCACUUCAAUGAAGAAAGAUACUCUCCUGCUCCGAGGAACAUGAAAGGAUUAUCUGGUAGUCGGAACCAACCACAGUUAUGUUCCGCUCAUACUUGUGGCUUAGCAUCCCCUGAAGAUUGUGAGCACACCCACGAUCAUAUCCACCAUGGGCAGGAGCCAAGGCAAUCAUAUCUUCUUAGCCCCACGGAGAGCUGUCCGAUGGACCACCAUCGCUGCUCACCGCGAAGCUCCAUCCAUUCUGAAUGCAUGAUGAUGCCCAUGGUAAUGGGAGAUCACAUGUCUAGUAGCACUUUUCCCAGAAUGCACUACAGCUCACAUUACGAUACUAGGGACGAUUGCGCCAUGUCUCACGCUAACACUAAGAUUAACCGAAUCCCUGCAAAUCUCUUGGAUCAAUUUGAGAAACAACUUCCUCUCCACAGGGAUGGGUUUCACACUUUACAAUAUCAGAGGACCUCAACAGCUGCUGAGCAACGCAGUGAAAGCCCAGGAAGAAUACGCCAUCUUGUUCAUUCAGUCCAGAAACUGUUCACUAAGUCUCAUUCUUUGGAAGGAUCAUCCAAAGGCAAUGUCAACGGGACAAAGGGCGACAGUCGAGGGGACGAUCAUCAUCACGGACAUCAUUCCAAGCAUAGCAAAAGGAGUAAAAGUAAGGAGCGAAAACCAGAAAGCAAGCAUAAAUCUGGAAUGAGUAGCUGGUGGAGUUCUGAUGAUAAUUUGGACAGUGAUAGCACUUACCGAACACCCAGUGUGGUAAAUAGGCAUCAUGCAGAUCAUAUCUCGCACUGCUACCCCGAAGCUCUCCAGGGGCACUUUGGGGAUCUCUCAUUAAAGACUUCCAAAAGUAACAAUGAUGUGAAAUGUUCAGCUUGUGAAGGGCUGGCAAUGACCCCUGAUGGUAAAUAUAUGAAAAGGAGUUCUUGGUCUACACUUACAGUAAGUCAGGCGAAAGAAGCUUAUCGUAAGUCAUCACUUAACCUCGAUAAGCCACUGGUUCAUCAGGAAAUCAAACCUUCCUUGAGGCCAUGCCAUUACCUUCAGGUGCCUCAAGAUGAAUGGGGAGGAUACCCCACUGGUGGUAAAGAUGAGGAGAUCCCCUGCAGGAGAAUGAGAAGUGGAAGCUACAUAAAAGCCAUGGGAGAUGAAGAAAGUGGAGAUUCUGACACUAGCCCUAAGACAUCACCAAAGGCAGCAGCCAGGCCAGAGUCAUUAUUAAAAUCCAUUGGACAGAGGCCACUUGGAGAUCACCAAAAUCAGAGCUACCUUCAAGCUGCAAGUGAUGUGCCUGGGGUUCACAACCUGGAUCCCUCUGCCAACUACAAUUCUCCAAAGUUCCGUUCAAGGAAUCAGAGCUAUAUGAGAGCAGUGAGCACACUUAGCCAGGCCAGCUGUGUUAGUCAGAUGAGUGAAGCAGAGGUUAAUGGGCAAUUUGAAUCGGUGUGUGAAUCAGUGUUUAGUGAAGUUGAAGCUCAGGCAAUGGAUGCCCUUGACCUCCCAGGAUGCUUCCGAACAAGAAGCCACAGUUACCUGCGUGCCAUUCAGGCAGGUUACUCCCAAGAUGAUGAAUGUAUCUCUGCAAUGGCAUCUUCCAACAUCACCUCAACUAUCAGGUCAACCACAGCUGUAACUUACACAAGUUACAAAAAAACACCGCCACCAGUACCCCCUCGUACUACUUCCAAGCCACUAAUCUCAGUUACAGCACAGAGCAGCACAGAAUCCACCCAAGAUGCAUAUCAUGAUAGCCGGACUCAGAGGAUUUCCCCGUGGCCUCAAGAUGGUCGAGGGAUGUACAACUCUACAGACAGUUUGGACAGUAACAAGGCCAUGAAUCUCGCCUUGGAGACCGCAGCUGCACAACGUCAUGCUUCUGAGAAUCAAAGCACCUCAAUACGAACCAGUGACAAGGCCAUUUUAGUGACAAAAGCAGAGGAGUUUCUUAAGAGUCGACGUUCCUCUAUAGGGAUUCAGGUGGAAACGGCAACUGAUUCAGAUACUGAGAGCAGAGGCCUACGAGAAUACCACUCUGUUGGAGUCCAAGUGGAAGAUGAAAAACGACAUGGACGGUUUAAGCGCUCAAAUAGUGUAACAGCAGCUGUACAGGCUGAUCUAGAACUGGAGGGUUUUCCUGGACACAUAACAAUGGAGGACAAAGGACUUCAGUUUGGUUCAUCAUUCCAGCAGCAUUCAGAACCUAGCACUCCUACCCAAUACAGUGCAGUAAGAACUGUACGGACACAGGGACUGUUCAGUUACAGAGAAGAUUAUAGGACCCCAGUUGACACCUCAAAUCUUCCACCACCAGAACCCUGGCUGGAGCCAGCCAUUGAAACAGUAGAAACUGGUCGAAUGUCCCCUUGUCGACGAGAUGGGUCUUGGUUUAUGAAGUUGCUACACACUGAAACUAAGAGGAUGGAAGGAUGGUGUAAAGAGAUGGAGAGAGAAGCAGAAGAAAAUGAUCUGUCUGAAGAAAUUCUAGGUAAGAUCCGAAGUGCUGUUGGAAGUGCUCAGCUCCUUAUGUCUCAGAAAUUCCAGCAAUUUUAUUGGCUUUGUCAACAAAAUCUGGACCCCAGUGCCAUGCCAAGGCCAACUUCCCAGGACCUAGCAGGAUUCUGGGACUUAUUGCAGCUUUCAAUUGAAGACGUCAGCAUGAAGUUUGAUGAACUGCACCAACUGAAGCUCAAUGAAUGGAAAAUAAUAGAAUCACCUGAAAGGAAGGAAGAAAGGAAAGUUCCUCCUCCAGUACCAAAGAAGCCCCCAAAAGGAAAAUUCCCAAUCACAAGAGAAAAGUCCCUGGACCUACCUGACAGACAGCGUCAAGAAGCCAGAAGACGGCUAAUGGCUGCUAAGAGAGCAGCCUCUUUUCGGCAGAAUUCAGCUACAGAACGAGCAGACAGCAUUGAGAUAUAUAUCCCAGAGGCCCAGACCAGGCUUUAAAGACAGAAUGCUGCAGUUUCCUUUUUUAAAAUGAAAUGCUUGUACAGUUUGUCACUUACCUGGUAAUUUUUGUCUCAUUCUCUCCACUAAAUAUGCCCUUGCUGUUGUGUUCUUUGUGCCAUAAGCACAGUGGAAUGCUUUUGAUUUUCUCAGAAUUUGCUGAGUUCAUUGCAAGAACAACUUCUUUUGUAUUUAUUGUCUGACUUACAAUCAGCUACAAUGGAUAGGGCUUGUUGAGACCUGACUUAUCCAAUAUGUUCUCAGAGGACAACAAGAAACACCUCUUGAGAUGGAACCCAGCUUACUUUUUUGUUAUUUAUAUUUUUAUAAAUUGUGUGAUAAUUAGGAAUAAGAAUAACAAACUAUAAAUGGGUGCAUCUCACCAUUCACUAGAGGCAUUAGCUAAUCCAAGUAGAAGGUGCUACAAAUGUAAAGAGCAGGAAAGAAAGAACCCAUUUGUAUCUCUGACCUCCAGUUUCUUUUCCUUGAACCCAACUAGAAUAUUUGCCCAUGUGCUCUGCCAUUCUACGCAUCUUUGUUACUGCAAAAUAACAUUAGGCAUCUUAUGUCAUAUCAAGUUUCUGGAGAUGAACAGGGAUAUCCAGCCACUAAAGCUCCAAAGUUCAUCAGAAACCAAGAAGCAUACAAGUCUGGUCCUAUUGGGAAUGCCCAGUGAGAAAUGUUUGCUUGUAUUAGUAUAAUGGCAUGCAGAAAUCUAAACAAAAUUAUAAUGCAAGAGGACUUGAGUGAUGGGUGAAAGGAAAAUGGAAGCCUUAAAAUGUUAUAUCUACUGUAGCAAGAUGUGUAAAGGAAAAGUUAUAAUUACUCCUUUGGAACACUCAUUGCAUUUCAACAGUUCUUUUAUGUGUUAGCAUUUAUUUUACAAAUCUUCUCUCCUUAAUUUCAAGAGCUAUGCUACAUGUAAUAUUUCAAACUCUGAAAAUGCUAUAUCAAUUGAGUUUCCAGGGUAUCCUUGAACAAAAAUCUUGCUUGUUUAAACUGCCAGUUGUGAUGUUGUAACCAGUUUAAGAAAUAUGAAUGUGAGUGGUAAGUAUAUCUAAGUUUAAAUGGUUAUGUUAAGGUAAAGGUGAACUGUGGUUUACAUUUGUAUUUUUUCAGAACUCUUUUUCCUAUGCAGUAUCAGUUAAGGCAAGAAUAAGUCUCUUGCUUGCUUCAUAAGUAAAAAACAAAAAACAAAAAACAGGAGUUAUGUGACUUCCAGCCAUGGAAUACAAGAAGAGAAUUUUUUUCAAGCCUCUGGUUAUUACACCAGAAAAACAGAAACCACUACAACUAAGAGGCUUUUAAUAUUAAUUUGAAAUAAAUUUAGAUAGUAUUAUUUCACUUCAUCUACCUUCCCCAAGGUAAUUGGGCAUCUCAGCUCUGAGAAGUCUUCAGGUGGAGACGAACUAAAAUACAAAACUCACAGAUCCUGAUGGCAAGGUUCUGAUUAUUUUGUUAGGUCAAAAUAGUAUUACCACAAUGAGACAGUCCCAAAUAACACAUUUCUGUUUACCUGCUUUAACAAAUACUAUGUACUUAGCCAUAGGCAGAACAGCUAUUUAAUUAUACUCUAGCACUUUGGUUCUUCACCUUGAUGAGCACUUUAAAUAUAUAUUCUGCAUACCCUGCAGCCCACCACAUGACUGAGAACAUGAAGUAUUGUAGGUGAUGCAGAUGAUAUGACAUUUCUUCAAAUCUGGGUUUUUUCUUUUUCUUUUAGUUCCUUCUUCAGUGGAUUUUGUUAAGCAUGAGUUCUGUUUUUGGAGCACAGCUGAUAAAAGCAUAUUUAGCUUCAAGAUAUGAAUCUUUAGAGUUGAAUAGUGGAGAAGUUUCUGUAAGGGAAAAAAACCCUGAAAUUAAGCUUGUUAUCUGGUAUAUAUUUUACCAAAUAGCCUUAAACUAUAUUUGGAAGCAAAAACAAAGACGAAUGUAUAUCCUUUUGAAAAAAAUACAAAAAAAAAAGGGAUUAACCCAAUCCCACCUAAAGUAUUCUUCUAUACACAUAAACAUUAGACCCUGACAUCCCCCAGUGUGUUCAUGCCAUUUUCUGUAUGGAAAGAGCUGAAUCCUGGGUAGUGUACAAUACUUAUGUGACAACCUCUCUUUGUCAUACUAUUUUAAAUACAAACAUGUUUGCAGGCAUUGGCAUCUUUAGGCUUUAAAAAUUGUAUUUUAUUUAAAUUGGAGCAGCUAAAUAGAAAUAUCCAAUGAAAAUAAAGCCAGUGUAUUUCCUCGAUGUAGGAAAUUUAAAAUAGAUUUAUAUACUUAUGUACACUUACGGCAGCUGAUAUGUUUUAUCUGAUUUUGUUGGAUACUUCCAGGUAAAAUUGCACUUGUCUUACCCAAAUAAUCCCAUCUAAGACAAUGGGCCAUGUGACUAAGACAAAUGGCAUUUGAGCCUAUCAGUAUUCAGAACUUCUAAAGGCAAAUUUUAAUAAUUAAACUGUAACCUUGAUCCCAGGUUUAAGUUAUCGUGUUGACUUGCAGUAAUCCAUAAAAGUUUAAAUUUUACAUGUUGAUACUUUUUUGGUAUUUUAUUAUUUUGCUAUUUUAUCACUAAACUGGAUGCUAAUUGUCAAGCUGUGGGAGCAAGUCAAACCCUUUUUAUUUUCAAUGUUCAUGCAAUGAUGGGAGUAUGUUCAGUGUGAAUCUUUGGAUAUCUUAGAUUCCUUAUUUAUUCUACCUUGGUUCCAAAGAAGAAUAAUUAAAAGUAAAAUAGAUAACUACUGCUAAAUAUGAUAAAAUGUUUUCUGUGCAUUUUAUGUUUUUAAAUGCAAUAAAUUAAAUGUGUACAGGUAACAUUCUAUCAAUAAAGGUAGAUAAUAAGCCAUGUUUAUCUAUAUAAUGUACAUCUAAUUAAUUAGCUAAGAAAAAAUAAUUGGUGUUUAUAAUACUUGUGUUUCAAAUCAGCCCAGUUCAAUGUGCUUGAAUCUUUGUUACUAAUACAAAAUAGUAUCUUCAUAAGCCUUCAACGAUUUCAUUUCGAAUCUCUCUCUUCAUCACACAAGUCAAAUUGAUUUCAUACUAGUAUAAAAUGGGACAGUAUUACAGAGCAACAAUGCAGGAGAAAAUUAAAUAAAUUAUCAUUUUUCCACGAACGUAAUAGUUGAAUACCUUUUUAUUAGAGACUUCGUGCUAUACAGAUUUGUAGAAAAAAGUUAGGAGUCAAAAUCAUCAUAAUACAAAAACAUCUUGCCUAAAUCAGAAAACCUUUGUUGCAACUUCAUUGUCCAUAAAACACAAGUAUAAUAAACAGAAUUCUCAAGAGUACUAUAAUUGACUUAGGAACAUAACCUGAAUGGUUUAAGGUUCAAUAAGGUUUAUACUUAUUUCUUGCUUUGUAUUUUUUUUUCAUUUGAAAGUUCAUAGCACUUUUGUGGAGUAUGUUACAAUGCAUUUUAUUAUUUAUUGACAAACUGAUUAGAAUGGUCUUCAGCAGUGUGUAAAGACUGAAAAUGUUGUACAGUUUAAUGCCAAAAAAGAUAUUUUAGUUCAUGAUUAAUUUUUAAAUCAAUUACAGCAGAAUUAAAGCAUAAAUAGGUGUGCGGAUUUCAUACUUAGAAUGCACUUCAUGUUACAGAAGGUUUUUUUUCCAAAAUAAUCAUCACUUUUGCUGUAUCAGUAAAUAGAUGGUCUAAUUCUUAUUACUUUAACUCUGCUUAGACAAUGAAGUGAGGAAGUUGUUACUCAAUUGGUGAAGCUGAAAGGGAUAGUAAUUACUACUAAGAGACUGUGUGCCGUUGUUGAGUUAUUGGCCCUUGAUAGAUCAGCAAUCUCUCAAAAUCCUUCUCUGACUUUUCAAUAGUCCCCCUUUCUUCCUGGGCUGCUUUGCACAUUUUUCCACACAUGACAUGACCCAGUUCUGUGGCUUAUCACCAACUCUUCAGAACGACAGGCUUUCUACUAGGUCCCCCUGUCCUAUUCUAAUGCAGUGCAGCAGUUAUUUAACUGGGUAAUUAUACUAGUUCACUAAGGACCAAAUUAUUCCUGGUUACUUUUAUACAACACACUCUGAGACAAAUACUUUUGAUGUUUUCACCUGCACUACACCAUUAACAUCUGGGUAGAGCCUGGGCCCAUCUGGUUGCUUGCAUGUUGUACAUGUUAAUCUUAAGGCUAAAUUUGGCCUUCAGGCUAUUAGAUACACCUGCCUACUUUAAUAUGGUAUGAAAACAUAAAAUCAAGUAUGAUAGAGGCUUUAGAAAUGCUGAUUUAAAGUUUAGAUUAAAUGUUGAGCAGUAGUCAGUUACCCUUCUGCACUGCUGCCAGAGCAAAUUAUUACUUAAUGAUAACACAAGUAAAUUGAGAUUCAGGUGACGAAUAUCAGUAAAUCCUUUAAUAUUCAGAGUGGUGCUUCAAGGUGUAUGGCAGUUUGUCAUUUGCAUUUAUAUAGUGCCUUUCACCCAGAAGGAUCUCAAAGCACUUUACUAGCUGAUUUUCUAAUUAUGGGCCAAAUUCUGGUUUAUGCAAGAAAAGUGGUAUAACUAAUCCCACAAACUGGUACCCAUAUAAAAACAGAACAUGGCUUGUAGGUCUGUUAGAGACAAGGGCACUGCACAUGUGGUUUUCAUCCCCUCCACCCAGAAAGGGAUCCUUCUUUUAUAUGAUCCUAUCAGAGUCCUGCAAAGGCUGUCUGCAUGGUCCAUUGUCCGAGCUGAGGAAAGAGAAGGAAACUGAAUAGGCCAAGAUAGAGAUGCAGGCAAACAAAUGUGGCAAGGGCAGUACAUGUCCUUCAAGAAAUUGGGCAAAAAAGAUGAUGGGUCAUAUUAACAUUUAAGAAUAGCCCCUUCCAAUAAUCUUGGGAGCCAUGGUGGUUAGGGGAGCUAUGCUACUAUGUAAAUGUCUGAUGGAGUCAAGGCUAGCAUGGAGGCAUAGAUGCUGUGGGGCAUGAAUGGCUUGCCCAGUUUUCCUACUUAUAUCCUCAGCCUUUUUCAUUGAAGGAUUCCAUACUCUACUCCCAAUGGAAUAAUGUGGUAGAAUCUGAGUUUCUUAGUAGAUAAUUCCACCACCAGAGAUCCCUCUCACCUUUCUGUCUGUCUUUCCUUCUUUUCCUUUUUCCUUCCUUCUUUCAGAAAGGAUGAUCUGAACAAUAGGCUGCAAGGACAACAUUCAUGUGUGAGUGUAUGAUAGAUGAAACCUCCCCUAUUCACUGUCCCCACUGUAUGCAUUGUAGUCAGUCCAAAACUAGGAAUGGAAUUGACUAAAAAUAUAUUAAAUUUGUGCACAGGGACAUUGGUCAUGCCCUGUUAAAAUUAUAAUGGCUCCUCUUAUGAUCUAUGGGACAAUCUCUUUGCAAUACUUAAGGAGGAGGGGACAAACUAAGGGCAAGUAUUUUCAACCAUAGAUGUCAUAUCCAGGCUGUAUUUUUGUGCUGUGUUUUAUGGCAUACUCAUGUGCAUAAACAAGCUUGUAACUAAAAUCAAAGCCUGUAUAAUCAUAGCAAUCUUUUAGCUAGUCACUGAAAUUCACCUGCCUUCAAGGUGAAGCGUAGCAGUUGUUAAACAGAGAUCUGAAACAUGGCAUACAAUGUGCCCUAGACAAUAAGGCCCAGAUUUCAAAAGCUUUUAGGUGCCUUAUUACUAUUAGGCAAAAUUGCCCAACGUGGAAUUUGGCAAGGGUACUGAGACAAUGAUACCUUCUUUUAUUUAUGAAAAAAUUACCUAUAAUCCUUAAUGACUAUAAGAAGCCAGAUCACCCAUUACAUCUGAAAGACCGAUGCCAGACUAAGCAUGUAAUGCAUUUCAUGAGUUGUGGUGGCUGGGAAGGACUUAAAGUUCUAAUAUCUGCCCAAAAUUACAUGGGCAUGGCCCAUGAUGGUAGGGGUGUUCGCUACCAACCCUGAAUAUUCCUGCAGCUCUCAGAAAACCUCCAAAUGAAAACUCUGGAACAGCUCUGGGUACAGGUUCCACUGCCAUCAACUGAGGACAAAAUUGGAUUCUAUGGCUGUCCCCCCAUCAGUGGGAAUGUGCAGUUUGUAGCACCUCAAAGCCUUUUGUGGUGCCACAAAAUGCAUGCAGUGCUUCUGAAUCCGUUCGCUAUGCUGCAUUUUUGCAGUGCAGCAGCAAAGUUAGAUACUGGGAAAUCCCAGUAUGUAAAAAAAAAUGCAGCAGAAAAAAAUGGGGUGGCAUACAUGGCUGCAGCAUGCACCACCAGAAAACAGAGCCUUGCUAGCCAGAGCCAUGCUCUAACUGCCAACCAGGCUCUGCACACCAGGAUCCUCACUGCUGCUGCCUGGGAGGCCCUCAGGGCCCCAGAUAAGGCUGUUGGGGCCAGCCCAGGUGCUGGCUCCAGCCUUCCCUACCCCACCCGGGGCAUUUUGCCGUGUGCCAAGGGUGUGCCUGUGGGCAAAUAGCAGCAGCCACUAUUUGUCCCCAGGGAAAUGCACAUUCCCACUCAUGGGGAUGUGCCCUAUAUGUCAGAUUCUCAGCUGGGGUGAGUCAGCAUAACUCUACUGAAGUUAACAGAACUACACCAACUAAGGCAUACUCCUUUGAAACAAAACAUUUUAUACUAGGAAUGAAGGAUGUUUAUUUAAAGACAUUAUCAUUAGUUUCUCAUAGACAUUUUAAAAAUCUGUAUGAAUUUUCCUGUCCUUUUCUAGCCUUUCAUUCAACACAGCUUUCUCCAUCCUUGGAGCUAAAUUGACACAAGAGCUUCAGAUAUUUUAGAUGAAUGCCUCUUGACUAUGAAAGAUUUACACUAGCAUAAUUUCAAUCAAUAUCUGACUCAGUGGGCACAUCUACAAGUGCAUUAAUGUGCUUUUCUUAAUGCACAUUAAAUUUAGUAUCUCUAAUGUGAGCUACUAAAUAAAUAAACAUUAGUUUGUCCUAAUAUGAAGUACUGAAAGCGCACACUUUUUUAGUGAUGCUUAAUGCACAGUAGCCUAUUUUACUGUGCCUUAGCAUAUUUGCACGGAUUUUUACGUGAUGUUUUAAUGCUCAUUGAAAUAGGCUACUGCACAUUAGAGCACACAUGUAGACACACCCAGCAUAUUCUAUUAAGUUAAAAAACACUUAUUGUGGGAGUUAGCUGCGGCAAAGUCUUUUGAUAGUAGAUGUUAUUCCCUUUCAAGUAGGUCAUAGUCACUACUGUGAGUUCACCAUGGGUUUUAGUAGAUUCAGGUCUAUGAAUGCAGCCUUCUCAUAUUAACUUCUCAUAUUAGCUUUGUUUAUAAUUACCUAUGGAAUCCACAUACUCAUACUCAUGCUUUGAUUUACCCCUUGGAGGUUUAAUAGUAUGGCCAUCUCACUUUAAAAGGGCUCAGCAUGUAUGUAUUCACUUAAUAUAUUGAUUUUCCUGAACUAACAAAAUUGACCUUAAAGUCUGGCUUAUACUGCUCUAGAACUGUUCUUUCCUAAAGCAAAGCCACUAUGAUUGUGCAGGUUCUUCUGCACAGAGAAAAAAUUCAUACAUUCAUUGACCAUAUAACAUGCCAAAAUAUUCAAGUGUGGCCUAAGGACUAAAUUAAAUGCCUCCUAUAGAAUUUCAAGGAAUGUUAGAACCAGGAAACUAGCUGUUUAGUUAACAUUAAAAUAUAUAUAUAAAUAUAUAUAAAUAUAUAUAUAUACAUAAGAAAUCAUAUCAACAAUGAGGAUGAACUGAGUGCCAAAUAUUCACCAUUUGUACAAAGCUACACUUCACUAGAAUUAAACUAUUUUAUGUAAUUCUCUUUCUCAUGCUUUUAUGGUUCUUUUGAUAAAUUCUAUUUAGUAGCAUGCAGGAUACCUAAAUUGAAUGUACAGUAUGCUAUUUCAUUGCUACAAUUAUUUCUUGCUUCUCAGUAAUAUCUUCUUUACCAGAAUGUUACUUGUUACUUUGAAGACACACUUGAGAAUUGUUUUAUUCUUGAGUUUUUAUUUUUCAUGAUUCUCUACUCACCUCCAGCUGAUUGUAAGAAAAUGUGCUUCACUAUUUUGCCCCAUGGCUCUUUUAUGAAGCUGCCUCUUUCAAUUGGUUUAUGUAUUGUUUAUGUUCAUCUUCUGUAAAUAAUUCUGCAAUUAAAUUUUUUGAGAAAAGUG
Molecule: messenger RNA, 10990 nt
Organism: Alligator mississippiensis (American alligator)
Lineage: Eukaryota; Metazoa; Chordata; Crocodylia; Alligatoridae
Gene: DLGAP2
Product: DLG associated protein 2
Exons: 10
Coding region: 72-2969 (965 amino acids)
Biological process (GO): signaling
Cellular component (GO): glutamatergic synapse; postsynaptic specialization
Molecular function (GO): molecular adaptor activity
Source: RefSeq, a predicted model, not a curated record